Molecule: messenger RNA, 7905 nt
Organism: Morchella sextelata
Lineage: Eukaryota; Fungi; Ascomycota; Pezizomycetes; Pezizales; Morchellaceae
Exons: 7
Coding region: 1-7905 (2634 amino acids)
Biological process (GO): phosphatidylinositol phosphate biosynthetic process
Cellular component (GO): endosome membrane; fungal-type vacuole membrane
Molecular function (GO): metal ion binding; 1-phosphatidylinositol-3-phosphate 5-kinase activity; ATP binding
Source: RefSeq, a predicted model, not a curated record
AUGUCGCUCUCGCAAACUUUAUAUUCUCUUGACUCCACGCCUCCGCCGCCAGCAGAUUUAGAACAAAUCCACGCCUCCUCGUCUCAAGCUCCUGGGCUUACAUCGUUCUCACUCGCAUCCCCACCCAGCGGUUCCACAGAACAGCUCUCAUUCAAUAAUCUAUACUCGCGAGUCAAACGUGUUGCUUCAGCAGUCAGGGAUGUUGUUAGUGUUCCAGUGCGAGAUGGAGCUUCGAGGAUGUCACUUGGCUCGAUAGGCAGCGACAGGUAUCAAGGACAUGCAGAUAGCAGAGACUCGUUCAUGUCUUCAGCGACAAUUGAUUCUGAGGAUUCGAACUACCCAGUGCUACCCACAUCACAUUUAUCACCUAUAAAAUCUCAAUUUGGCAAACAUUCGAGGAUCACCUCUUCAUCCUCUCUCCAGUCAUCCUCUAGAGUAUCAAGUAACAACUCCAUGGCGAGCACUGCCAUCGCCGGGGAUUAUGCUCCCCCGGCUGCAUUGAGGAAAGUUAAUCUUCGUGCCUCAAAUUCAGGAGCUCCCGUCCCCUCAUUGGCUCCAAUAACUGUAUUCAGAGAUGGGGAUGGUUCUGAAUUUGUUUCCCUCACUAGUCCUGGGCUAGGUGUGAAAGGGAUGUCAGAUGUCAGUCGAAAAGAUAAUGAGGCCAACCUUCAAAACUCGGCGAAAGAGAAAGCAGCGGGGGUUCAAAGGACAACUGUGAAUGCGCUACUCGGAGCAGCUGGAACGGUAGUAGGUGGGACGGUUGGAUACCCGCCUUUACCGGUAAGUAAAACAGUUGAGGAUGAAAGUGGUGCCCGAGCAGAGAAUGAUGAAGAGUCCAACAGCUCGGCAUCAGAGGAGGAUGGGGGGGCUAUUAGUGAUAGUAGUGACGAUGAUAUUGUUUUGCUGAACUCCAGGCUACCAGGCGGUCACGAAGGUGGCAAAAUCGGAACCUAUGGCAGUAAGGCAAUAAAGGUUGCUGGACCUUCCUCUGAGAACCAGCCAGUUUCAGUCCAAAGAUCAAGUAAAGACAUACCUGCACCACUCAAUAUUAAUAAUUCCAAUCAUUUGCCCCCUUCCACGACCGGUAGCGAUGUAGCUAGCAGAACGUCAUUAGAGUCAAACGCUGCCUCAUUUGUAAACAACCGUCUUCAAUCCCCGGGCACAAGUCCAUCCGCUAUGAAUUUACCACCAAAGGGUGACAAAAGUUCGCCAUCCUCAAAUCAACAAAAUUUCCCUGGAAAGCUUUCCCUGCCACCACCAAAUUCUCCCAUGGCUGGAAGCGGAGAAACUGCCAGAAAGCAAAGACCAACAGUAUCAAGAAUCAGCACAGAUCAAGCCAGUCUACUUCCAGGGUUCUCUGUUACUCGUGAUGCAAGCUCAGAGUCAGGAUCCAGUCAGGACGCGACUUCAACGGCAGAUGUUGGGAAACAUAGUGGGGGCUCUUCAAUGUAUCAAUAUAGAGAAGGGUUUCAAGAUGGAAUGGUCAACGGGGGGAACACAGGCCCAAAUGGGGGUGUGGGAACAGGAAAUUCAGAAGCUGUCAGCCAAGCUUUGAGACAACUUAGAAUGGGUAAUCUAACUAGCGACUUUUGGAUGAAAGAUGAGCUCUGCAAGGAAUGCUUCUUAUGCGCGAAUACUUUUGGAGUUUUUCGAAGGAAACACCAUUGCCGGCUUUGCGGUCAAAUAUUUUGUUCGAAGUGCACUACCUUGAUAUCUGGGGACAGGUUUCAACAUCAAGGAUCUAUGCGAGUCUGUAGUCCAUGUCUUGAGAUUGUCAACGAGUAUCAAGACGAAUCAGAAUCAGAGGACGAUUUCUCACCAGCAUCCGUUUUCCACAUCCACCAGCCCAUCGAUCAACGGCACGAAAUGCAGUCUGGUCCUGGGAGUGUAGUCGGUACCCCAAUAGGAGGACCUAUGACACCUGGUUUCAGCAUGCCUAGAGAGUCACGUCCCGCAACUACGCCGUUAAUGGCAAUCCCAGCAUCCAGAAUCACUGCUGGAAGCAAUCCAAAUAGACGUUCUCAGAUCCUGGAAAUAAACGCUGAGAUACCAUCACCCCCUCGGCCCCCCUCCUCACGAUCUGGAAAGUCACCCAUGUCGUUUUCUAGACCACUCACUGCAAAUGCUUUGAAGCUCCCUCAACAUGGCCACUCACAUUCCCAUUCACAUCACCACCAUCACAAACACCAACAUUCCCGCUCGCAUCGAUGGUUCCCGGCCGCAAACGCAAACGAACGGGCGCCUUUCCACCGAAACGUGGCUGACGAACUCGGGUCACAGGGAGCCCUCCCCGCGUUUCAUUCAGAUAGCAUCAUCGAUCCAGAUUUGGCGCCUUAUAUGAGUGAUGAUGCUAGCGACGAUGAACAAAUGAGCAUAUUUGCAACGAUCGCACCCAAAUAUGGAGAGGCAUUUGGGAAUCUGUUUUCAACUUCUGCCACUGGUUCACAGAGUGGUCAGGCCGGAGGCAUCUCUUUGGGGUUAAACGGGGCUACUUCUACAAUGUCAAAGAUCAGAAGAGCUGCUAGUAUUAAUGGAAUCAAUGCGCUUUUGAAUGCCGGUGGUAGUGAUAAUGGCAAGUCCGGGUUACUGCCCCCCACUAGAUCAUCUAGGAAACGCAACUCGAGUUUCCUUGGAAAUAUUCAACCCCGACCAGUUACCAGAGGAAAGGGACACCGCAAUCUCAUGCGAUCGCUAGUGGGGAGUGUCAGCGAUGCGUCCGCAUUUGGUGGGGCUGGGAGCAGUGCCAUGCCUUCUCCUCGCGCCUCAAGAAGUGCAUCCAUGCGAGGACCUCUAGCACCAUCUAUCGAGCUCAACACAGCGAGCCUGCAACAUGUUCGAACCCUGCUUCGCCAGUUACUUGGUGAUGCGAACAUCAAGGAAGUCGACAAAUGGGAGCGGGCACUCAUGCCAAUUCUACUCAAAAGCACCGAUGAUUUGAACCCCGACAUCCGCAGUGGUGACAUUAUCGAUAUUCGCCACUAUGUCAAGGUCAAGAAAAUUCCUGGUGGAAAACCUGGCGAUACAACUUAUGUUUCUGGUGUCGUGUUUACCAAGAAUUUGGCGUUAAAGAGUAUGCCACGGAACAUAGCACAUCCAAGAAUAGUCGUUGUCACCUUCCCGAUCGAGUACCAGCGACACCAACAGCAGCUCAUGAGUCUCGAGCCAGUUAUUGCACAAGAGAAAGACUAUCUUCAGAAAAUGGUUGCUCGUAUAACUUCUCUAAGGCCAACGCUGCUUCUUGUUGAGAAAAACAUCUCCGGUGUUGCUCUCCAACUUCUCGCGCAGGCUAAUGUAGCAACAACACAUCUUGUAAAGCCAUCAGUAAUCGAAGCUGUGGCUAGAUGUGCUGGUGCAGACAUUUGUUCGUCGGUUGACAAGCUACUACUUCAUAAUUUCCGAGUCGGCCGGUGUGCUUCCUUUGACGUCAAGACAUUUGUGCAUGAGGACAUACCAGAAAAGAAGAAGACAUUUAUGUACCUUUCCGGUUGUCCAAAGGAGCUCGGCUGUACAAUUGUGUUGAGGGGAGGUGAUAUGGAAACGCUGGCAGUCCUCAAGCAAAUUACGGAGAUGAUGAUUUAUGUCGUUUACAACUUAAAACUUGAGACUUGCUUAAUGCGAGAUGAGUUUGUGAAUAUUCCCUCAAGUUCUUCCAUUGCGCCUGCGCCAACAGCGGUUCCUACAGCUGCCCCGCAAACUGACGUACCAACUGCUGCUUUCGACGACCCAGAGAAAACGCUCUCGACCGAAGAUGGCCAAGAAAACCUGGCUGCAUCUGAAAAUCAGGAGAAGUCGCCAAAUUCCGGAUCGGAAGAGUCUGAGCGUAUGGCAGGUGGAGUGCCAGAUGAUAUUCCCAGCCCAACUUACUAUGAAGAUAUGGUGAAAAAUCACGAGACAAAGGUUCUUUCUGCAUCACCCUUUGUUAAGUACAUGCAGCCAUAUCUUUUAAUGCGAGCGAGGGAACUCGAAAGAAAAUUGGUGUAUCUGAAGAGACUAAGAGAUAGUCAAGUGGUUGAAGAUGACGAACCAACGGAGUUUGGGUCUGACGGUAGGGUUGGGGAGUUGGAGGAACAUGUUGAAAACGAGAAAUCCGCCGAUCCAGAUAAACCCGUGGAAAAGUUUGAGUUGAUUCAGCCAGAGAUGGUCGAUGCAAAUGUUAAGAAUGGAACCAAAAAGAUGGUAGAGGUACUGCGAGCAAUCCACGAUGCAGAAUACGACAAAGCACUUCAUGUCUAUGAAACCCAGAAAAAACAGUGGGAGAAUUACUUAUCCCAGUAUGACGAUCUGUUUGAUCCCUACGCUCAUCAGAAUAUCGCCAUACUAUACAGUUUGGUGUGCACAUUAACCACUGUUCCCUGUGAAGGGCCAGAACUUCGCAGGUUAGAGUUUUAUUUCCAAGGCAUGGAUUGGCCACUCGGUAAAUCAGAUUGUACCCUGGGACAGUAUGUUGAACUUCUCUGCGACACUGCGAAUAAACGAUGCGAAUCGGAUACCUGCGACAAGAAGAUGAUUGAUCACCACCGAUCUUAUGUCCACGGUCAAGCUCGGGUCAGUGUCCUAGUAAGCGACAAAAUGGCAUGCCCUAUCCAGGGCAUGCAGGAUACAAUUCUCAUGUGGAGUUACUGUAAAGUAUGUCCGAAUACUAAUACUCCCGCCAUCCCAAUGUCUGAGAGCACCUGGAAAUACUCAUUCGGCAAAUACCUUGAGCUUGCUUUCUGGAGUUCCGAAAUGAAAUUGAGGGCAGGGAAUUGUCCACACGAUUUGAACCGCGAUCACGUUAGGUGUUUUGGCUAUAGAGGCUUAACAGUGGUUUUCCAAUAUGAUCCCAUUGAUUUGCUAGAGAUCGUCGUCCCUCGCACGAAAAUCACGUAUAAGCCAGAGAUCGACCUACGGAUUAAGAACGAGCAGUAUUUGCAGCAUGAAGAAAGGACAGACCGUUUCUUCUCGUCGGUAAAGUCUCGCCUAAAGAGUAUCAAUAUAGACUCUGUGGCCGCCGAUAAAAUCGAUGCUUGCAAAGCAGAAAUCGAAACGCUCACAACCCAAGCAGAAAAUGAGCAUAGCUGGCUGAUCAAAAAACUUCAAGAAAAGUACAACAAGUCCAAGUACUUCGAGAUCAUACCGCUUAAUAGGGCUCUGCGAGCUUUGCAAGAAAGAGUGGUCGACUGGGAUGCAAGGUUCAAUGCCUUCGAUAACAACUACUUUCCGUCAGAAAAGGAUAUCCGCAGAUUGGCAACACUCCAACUCAAGAAGAUAUUUAUCGACAACCCUUCUACGCCUAACCUACAACCCGGUGAACGUACACCAACGCCUGAAAAGGAAGAUAUUGGUAAAGCUACUUCUAUUGUAGAUGGGUCUGCAGAAGUGGUCACCUCUCCGACCGAGAUGUCGUCAAAGCAGGCACACGAUGUUCUUGCGUCAGUCGUUGAGGAGGAUAUCGAGAAUAGUAAAGGGAAGUCUGCUAAGAAUGAAAAGGAGGACAGUACGGAAGAUAACGAGGAUACGUCUAGUAUAACUACUGUCACUCCGGAGCCGAUUUCUGGCCAGGGGGAGCUCGGCCAAUCUGAAAAUAUGGAUCACUUGACUCCCAGGCAGGAAACCCCUCUUGAGCAAGCAGCUCUAAAGACCGUAUCACCGGAACCAUCCGCGCCGAAUAGCCCCAUAGCCCCUAUCCAUCCGAAGAUCAGGUCUAGCCCAGCACUUGUAGAAUCAGAAGGGGCGAAAUCAGAUGACGAUACCCCAGGCCAACCCGCAAAGAACUCUGGUCCCAGGGCAUCCUUUGAGGAUUCCAGGGUAUCCUUUGAUGGCCCCAGGGCAUCCUUUGAGAGUCCUCGGACAUCCCUUGAGGGCUCUCGGAGGUCUCUUGAGGGCUCUCGAAAAUCACUUGAGGGUCCCAGAACAUCUCUUGAGCGACUAUCUUCAGAGCGUGAGCGACCCACUAACCACAUGUCAUCAAUUCCGAGGUUUGUAGAUGCAAGGCGAAAGCUUGUAGCACCUCCACUCAAUAGGACGCAAUCUACCCCACAUGUACCUCAACGAAAGGGUUCGGAUGGAGUCCCGUCGGGACUGAGGCCUCUAACUCAUACACCAUCAUUCCCCCUCAAGAAACCCUCGGUGACUGAGGCUAUUCGGAAGCAUAAUGCGGAAAAGGCAAAGUCUGGUAAGGGGCCGGAAAAGUUUCGCUUCGCUUCACUAAACAAGAAACCUCCUCAAUUGAGGGACACGCAGAUUCCUCGUUCAGUUCCGACACCAAGACGCAAAGACACCAAGGUCACGGCGAUAGCGAAACAAAUAAAACAGCUCGAACAACUCAGUAGGGAGUUUGAGAAAGAGAGGGUAAGAGAGAAACGUCUCUCUGCCGCUAAGAGGACCAGGGCACUUCCGGUAGCGACUUCUAGGCCCAUAGUCGAAGUUUACCGUAACGUCGCGGAAGCCGUUGAAGAGGUUUCCGAUGAGGAACCUCCUGAGCCCAUGCCCCCUAGUCGGGAAACCAGUAAUAUGACUAUAAGCACGGAAUCAGCAAUUCAAACUGAGUCUCCGGAGGAGUUUUCUCCUCCUGCAAUCACGAUGACCCCCGAACCUGUUGAGGAGCAGAUUGAGGAGUAUCAUGCACAACCGAAUCAAAUGAUCCAAUCUGAUGCGGACAUGAGUGAUGGUGAAAUAUCCUUUUCGAGUGAUCAUGAAGCCAAUAUCCAGCCACCUAUUAUAGACGUGCUUCCGCCAAAUCCAGAUACACCUCUAAUCCAGAAGCAUGAGAAAUCAGCCUGGACAAAAAUGCUCUCAAAUUUCUGGGCUGAGCGGUCUGCAAGUGGAUGGUCUUCACUUGAGUACCCACUUCAUCCGACAGAUCAUGUUUUCAACGACUCUGAUGUUAUUGUCCGUGAAGAUGAACCUAGCUCUCUCAUUGCGUUUGCUCUCAACUGUGAGGAUUAUGCCACCAAGCUUGAUGCCAUUCGUAGCGCGGAUGAAGGGCCAACGAGCUCAGAGGACUGUGCUCGUCCAACUGCAUUUAAUGUAGAUGAACAUCCUGAGCUUGAAAGGUCACUACUCAGAACCACUGGAACACAUCUCAAAUACCAGUUUCAAGAGGGUUCGGCUAAGAUGUUCUGCAAAAUCUUUUUCGCAGAACAGUUUGAUGCGCUGAGAAGAAACUGCGGUGUUGCUGAUCGAUACGUUGAGUCUUUGUCGCGAUGUAUCAAAUGGGAUUCUAAAGGAGGAAAAACCAAGUCCGUUUUCCUGAAGACCCAGGACGAGCGGUUCGUGUUGAAGGCCUUGGCGCCAAUUGAGACGGCCGCGUUCAUCAAAUUUGCACCUGCAUAUUUCCAGUUCAUGGCAGAAGCAUUUUUCCACGAGCUUCCAACUGUUAUUGCCAAGAUGUUGGGAUUCUACCAGAUCAUGAUCAAGAACCCGACAACGGGAAUAGAAAUCAAAUGGGACGUUUUAGUGAUGGAGAACCUUUUCUAUGACCGCAAGACUACGAGGAUUUUUGAUCUCAAAGGUUCUAUGCGCAAUCGAUACACGCAGUCAACUGGCGAUCAGAAUGAGGUUCUCCUCGAUGAGAACAUGAUAGAAUUCAUAUACGAGUCGCCACUGUUUGUCAGAGAACAUUCCAAGAAGCUACUUCGAGCAUCUCUGUGGAACGAUACUUUGUUCUUAUCGAGGCAGAAUGUGAUGGACUACUCACUAAUGAUUGGAAUCGACGAGGUCAGGAAAGAGCUUUGCGUUGGCAUCAUUGACUGCAUACGUACCUUUACGUGGGACAAGAAGCUUGAGAGCUGGGUGAAGGAAAAGGGUUUCGCAGGCGGUGGAAACAAAAAGCCAACUGUCACCAGUCCUCGAGAGUACAAACAUCGCUUCCGUGAGGCUAUGGAACGAUAUGUUCUAGAAGCGCCAAGGUUUGCCUGUUCCUAA